AGUGUGUCCUUCGAUAGUUUGGACAUAUAUUAGUUGCUAUAUUAUAAGAAGAGGUCUAGAGAAUGAUAAAGGUGAGGGAGUUCGAGAUGGAGAAGGACUUGAUUAUGGUAGAGGAGUUGGAGCGCCAAUGUGACGUUGGCCCGACCGCUGACAUUGGAGACACGAAGAAGAAGAAGAAGUUGAAGAAGAAGAGCCUCUCUCUCUUUGUGGAUUUGUUGGGUGAUCCGUUGUCUCGAGUUCGUCAUGCGCCUGAUUAUGUCAUGCUCGUGGCUGAGUCGGGGGAGAAGGAGAUGGUGGGAGUGAUAAAAGCAUGUGUUAAGAUGGUUACAAGAGGAAGGGAUUCGGUUUACGUUAAAGUCGCUUACAUUCUCGGCCUUCGAGUCUCUCCUAAUCAUCGGCGACUCGGGAUCGGGACGAAGCUGGUGGAGCGGGCCGAGUGGUGGAGCGCCGCCCGCGGGGCGGAGUACGCCUACAUGGCUACCGACGCCGCCAACGCUGCCUCCAUCAACCUCUUCAUCCGCCGCCUCGGAUACUCCCGAUUCCGCUCCCCCGCCGUCCUCGUCCACCCCAUCCACGCCCACCGCCUCCCUGUCUCCUCCUCUUCCACCGCCGUCCUCCGCCUCCCGCCGCCUGCCGCCGCCGCCAUCUACCAACGCCUCUUACCACCCUCCGCAGUCGAGUUCCUCCCCUCCGACCUCCCCGCCCUCCUCGCCCACCCUCUCACCAUCGGCACCUUCCUCGCGGCCCCCUCCUCCUCAACCGCCGCGACCAACCCCGGCGACGAACUUCCAGGAACGUCGUUCGCGGUGAUGAGCCUGUGGGACUCAACGCAGGUGCUCCGCCUUCGGGUGGCGGGAGCGCCGACGGCGACGAGGGCCGCGCUGGCGGUGCUGCGGGCUGUGGACAGCGGCGCGCCGUGGCUGAGGGUGCCGUCGGUGCGCGACGUCUUCCAGCCAUUUGGAGUCUACGUCAUGUAUGGCCUCCACAUGGCGGGGCCGGAGGGCCCGCGUCUGAUGCGCAGGCUGUGCCGGGUGGCGCACAACGCGGCGGUCGGCGACGCCCAUUGCGCCGCCGUGGUGGCGGAGGUGGGCACGAGGGACCCGGUGCGGGCGGCCGUGCCGCACUGGAAGCGCUUCUCCUUUGACGAAGACGUCUGGUGCAUGAAGAGGCUGUGUAGCAGCCUCAGCAGCGACGGCGACGAUUGGAUGGCAUCCCCGCCGGCGACGGACGUCAUUUUCGUAGAUCCGCGCGAGUUUUGAAUAUAAAUUAAAACUAUAUAUAUAUAUAUAUAUAUAUAUAUAUAUACUAAUUUCGGUUCGGAGGCAGACGAUCUCCCUU
Messenger RNA from Zingiber officinale, 1338 nucleotides. RefSeq names its product probable N-acetyltransferase HLS1. Gene Ontology annotation, molecular function: acyltransferase activity, transferring groups other than amino-acyl groups. The coding region runs from base 63 to 1259 and encodes 398 amino acids. NCBI's taxonomy places the organism in Eukaryota, Viridiplantae, Streptophyta, Magnoliopsida, Zingiberales, Zingiberaceae. The transcript is spliced from 3 exons. The record is from RefSeq and is a predicted model, not a curated record.